Dermacentor silvarum is the source of this 2749-nucleotide messenger RNA. Its product is annotated as general transcription factor 3C polypeptide 3. Gene Ontology annotation, cellular component: transcription factor TFIIIC complex. The record is from RefSeq and is a predicted model, not a curated record. Bases 32 to 2614 code for a protein of 860 amino acids. NCBI's taxonomy places the organism in Eukaryota, Metazoa, Arthropoda, Arachnida, Ixodida, Ixodidae. The transcript has 20 exons. Gene Ontology annotation, molecular function: protein binding. Gene Ontology annotation, biological process: transcription by RNA polymerase III.
AGCCAAGUCGAUCCGACACCAGCCAGCUUCAAUGGCGGACAGUGCAAAUGAUGCGAGUGCGGUGGACCCGUUUAAGUGUCUGCUCGGCGAAAUCACCGAAGACCAGUGGGAGGUUUACAAGGCGCUCAGAAAGAAUCAAGGUGGCCUUGUCCAGCAAGACGACGAUUCCUCCUUGACCAGCAGCAGCGAUGAAGACGGCGAGGCCCCUGCAGCGGAGAAGAGUGCACAGGAUGCCGAGGAGCUGCGUUCCAUUCUCACCACCAAGUACAUCAAUGGGGAGAUCAGCUUUGCAGAGUUCACUGACCGUAUGGACUCUUCCUUGACACCAAAGGAAGAACACUGCGAACAAGCUGAUGAAGAACUUGACGACGCCUUCCUUAGGCCAAGCCAUCGGAAAGGCAGGGGGAGCCGCCUUCCACGAGACCUGCAGGGCCUGGUGGGUCAGGCCAACCUGUGCUUUGCCCGGGGCAGCUACCACGAUGCCGUCAAGAUGUGCAUGGAGGUGGUGCGUCUGGCCCCGCGGGCGGCCGAGCCCUUCCAGACACUGGGCAUGAUCUACGAAGCGCUGGGGGAGCCGCAGCGGGCGUUGCAGUUCUCACUCAUCGGAGCCUACCUGAGCCCUCAGGACGCUGACGAGUGGAGCCGGCUGGGUGAGCUCUCGCUCGAGCAGGGAGACGUGCACCAGGCCAUCGCAUGCUACGUCCAGGCGGUGCGUGCAGACCCUUCCAAUGUGGAGCUACGCUUCGAGCUGUGCUCCCUGUACGAGCAGGUGGGCAACCAGCAGAGGGCGCUUGCGUGCUGCACGGCCUUGGUUCAGCAGAUGGGCCAUGGGGAUGCCUGCCUCAAGCUCUCCCGUGAGCUGGCCAAGGUGCAUCACCAAAGGGGAAACAUGGCUGCAGCCACUCAGGUGCUCCUCAACGCCAUCAAGAAAUUCCCUGUGAACGUUUCCUCCGAAGACAUCAACAUGCUGUUGGAGCUGCAGCUGGCCCAGAAGAUGUACUCAGCUGCCUUGAUGGUUCUGCUCAGCCACUGUGGGGUGCAACUGCUGCCGCUGCCCAAAGGAUGCGAGGGGCCCAGCUGGGAGCUGCUCGGGGAAUCCCUGGCCGCCUUUGAGAGGUGCGAGGUGCCAGCGGAGAUGCCCGUGGACCUGCGUACCAAGCUGGUUCUGUGCCUGGUGCACCUAGGAGGAGGCAAGCACUUGACGGGUGACCUGGUGGACCAGCUGCGGCAUGACCAGGACCCGGAGGAGGCCGGCGACCUUUUCCUGGACGUGGCCGAGGCACUGAUGGAUGUGGGGCGCCCCCUCGAGGCUCUGCCCUUGCUGCAUGCACUGGUGGACACGCACAACUAUGGAAUGGCGGCGGUGUGGCUGCGUUACGGGGAGUGCCUGCAGCAGUUGGGGCGCCUGCGGGAGGCAACCGGUGCAUACGAGCGCACGUGCGAGCUGGCACCCGGGCAUGCCCAGGCACGCCUGGCCCUGUGCCAGUUGCUGUUGGCCCAGGGGCUCACGGAUCGGGCCAUUGCCUGCCUCGAGUCAGCUGACACCCCCCAACAAGGAGCCAUGGGGGACGCUGACCAGCAAGACGCAGCGUGUGUGCUGCUGCGCCGAGCGCAGCUCCUGCGGCAGUCGGGACGGCAGCAGGCCUUCAUUGAGACUGCUCUGCUGCUACUCGAGGCACACUGCCCACCAAUCCAGACACCCACCGAGUAUGCAGCCAUGUUUUCAACCAGCACCUUCCGGGGUCGCACGGAGGCCUUGCGAGAACUGCACCAGCAGCGCAACUUCAGCCCAUUCAACUGGCUUACAGCGGACAGUGGUGUCUCGGUGAAUGAGCUGUACCAGUGCUUUUACGAGCUGUGCCUGGCGCUUCACAGUAGUGGGCGCAUGGAGGAGUUGCAGCAGGCAACCACAGAGGCACUCGUGUCACCCCUGCUCAAUCGAGAAGUGCAGCUGUGCAAGGAGUUGGACUUCCUGUGCUUCCAGGCCCACUACCAGGACCCGAGGCAGGAAGAGCAUACUUUCUCCAUGGCCCGCUUACUGGUGCUAAAGUACCCCACUUAUAACCGUGCCUGGAACCUGUUUGGACUGGCGAUGAACCUGAGCCCAGUGAUGCGGCAGAACCGCUUCUGCCUGCGGCUGUUGUACAAGUACCCGGAUAGUGUGCCCCUGGGAAUGCUCAAUGGCCACAAUGCCCUGGUCUCGGGCACUUACAAGCAUGCCUUGGCGGAGUAUGUGCAGCUGCUGAGCGAGGACGAAGACCCCCUGUUGCUGCUCUGUGCCGGCCUGACCCUGGUGCACAUGGGCUGCCAGAAAUUCUCGGCUCGUCGCCAUUGGCUGCUGCUGCAGGCCAUGAGCUUUCUCGACCGGUACCUGCAUGCACGGCCAAGCCAGGAGGCCCUGUUCAACAUGGGCCGCGCGCUCCACCAGCUAGGCUUCCCACACAUGGCCCUCAACAUGUACCAGCGCGCACUGAACACACCACCGGCCGUGCAGGGCAUGUUGGAGGUGUUUGACCUGCAAUGCGAGAUAGCCUUCAACAUGAGCCUGUUGUACCUGAACAGUGGCAACACUGAGCUUGCCAGCAGCAUCAUCGCCCAACAUUGCAUCAUCUGAGAUGUGGUGCUGUCACGUCAUCAACUCUCUCUACAAUGUUCUAUUGCAGCCUGUGGACAACAGGCUGCAAUAUCCACUUCAGUUCAAAGUUCGGCACUAGGAAUUAAUAAAGUAUUUGAAAGGAUUGAAUAUAAA